CUGGUUCGUAAGUAGCACCAAAACAUUGCUGGGCUAGAAGUAAGAACCGCUUACGUCAGUGGCUGGGGGCGGGGUUACCGUGACCAACGAGACGAACACAAACUGUUGAGCGCCAUAUUUAAAAAUAGCAGCUAGCUAUAACAAACAUACAGGAUGGACGCUAUUAAGCAAAAACAGCAGUGGUCCGAAGAGGAAACAAGUUUCUUUCUUGCAGUCUGGUCCAGUGCAGAAGUGCAGAGUAAAUUAGAGGGUGCUUCACGGACAAAACCGGUAUUGCAGCAAAUUCAGCGCGAGAUGGCCGCUGCUGGGUUCGACCGGAACAUUGAACAGAUUAACAACAAACUAAAAAAACUCAAGAAAGAUUACCGGGACCAAAAAAAGGACCUCGGUCGGAGUGGUAAUGGGCGGCCACGUCGAAACCCACAUUUUGACAUCCUCGACGCUGUCCUCGGCGAUAGGCCGGCAUGCCAGGUGACCGGGGCGCUGAACUCGGCAACAGUUAUGCUGGAAUCGAUGGUGGAUGAUUCGCUGCAGCAAAGUUGCACUGAUCCUGAAUUGUCUGCCAUCAACGACGGAGAUGACAACGUUGAGUUACCACCACCGCUGGGCUGCAGCUCUCCCGCACCGUCGUGUAGCAGCUCUGGAGAUACAUGUCUUGCAUCUUCUGAACAAGACAAACGGGGAAAAAGGAAGAGAGACAGUACUUCAGAACUGAUUCAAUAUUUGGAAAGGGCAGAUGAGAGGUUUUUGCAGCACAGCAAGGAAAUGGAUGAUGCCUUGCUGCUGGAAAUGAGAGCAGACACACGUUCUCUGCUUGGACUCAUGGGCUGCAUGGUGGCGGUAAUGGAAGCACAAUCGCAAAAAUGAUCGGAAAUAAAUCACACCACAGUAUUUCUUUUCUCAUGUACAAUUUUUAUUUUAUAAAACUAUUUACAAUUUAUUUACUGCACUUUAUAUUUUACAAAGAUUUAUAAAGAUUUGUACUGUUUUUGUAAAAUAAAAAAAAUAAUAAACUAAGUUUUAUAUAAACAAAUGUGUGAUUAAGUUUCUUUAAUCAAUGGAGAAUAUAAUAACUGUCCUCAAACACAAACUGAAGAGGUUACAAACAUAUGACAUCGGUGUGUUGUGUUCUAAAGUAAUUCAAAGGAUCACUCGUUCCCGCUGUUAAAAUGCAUCAUUAAUGCAGCUCUGAUGUCAGCCCCUUCAGUGUUAGCAUGCUCAGGUAAUGUCUGAACAGGAGGCUGAAUGUUUACAGUCCUGUCUAGGUACUCUUCAGUGAAAUUAUCACCAUGCUCCUCACAAAUGUUAUGAAGCACACAGCAGGUCAGUGCCAUUUUCUUGCUCAGCUCCAGCUUGCAGUCGUUUCUUUUUAGGAGGCACUUCCAUCGUCCUUUUAAUCUCCCAAAAGACAUCUCCACAACCGAUCGUGCGCUGCUCAGCCUGUAAUUAUAGGUGUGUUGUUCAGGGGUCAGCCUGCCAGUGUCUGAAAAGGGCUUCAUGAGCCAGUUCUGCAUGGGGUACGCCGGAUAACCUAUCAGGUAAUAUCCCACAUCACAGGCAGAGAUGGUCACUUUGUUUUGCCCAAGUAAUUCCCCGUCACUUAGGACCUCCCACAAGUGUGACUGUCGUAGCACUCUGGCAUCAUGCACACUCCCUGGAUAGCCAACACAAACAUCCCAGAAUAGACCUUUGCCAUCCACAACUGCUUGCA
Megalobrama amblycephala (Wuchang bream) is the source of this 1711-nucleotide messenger RNA. RefSeq lists its product as uncharacterized. Gene Ontology annotation, biological process: positive regulation of DNA-templated transcription. The record is from RefSeq and is a predicted model, not a curated record. Bases 154 to 867 code for a protein of 237 amino acids. The transcript is spliced from 3 exons. Lineage: Eukaryota; Metazoa; Chordata; Actinopteri; Cypriniformes; Xenocyprididae. Gene Ontology annotation, cellular component: nuclear body.